Gongylonema pulchrum is the source of this 228-nucleotide messenger RNA. The record is from the annotation of a GenBank genome assembly. NCBI's taxonomy places the organism in Eukaryota, Metazoa, Nematoda, Chromadorea, Rhabditida, Gongylonematidae.
AUGGAUGAUAGUAGCCGAACGGAGCACUCGUCAGGCGAUACCUCAGGUGGGCAGCAGGAGGAAACUGAGGUGGACACAGAAUCUGGUCAGUGUAAGACUCCAGAAAGUCCCAUGGUCAGGCCAGAAACGCCAAAAACGCCGCAAAUGUCGACCCGCGAUCGUGUCAGCCGCCUACGCCAACAAUAUGGGGUAAUUGUUUGGCUUUGUUCGCUUGCUGUUGCAGAAUAG